AAACAUUUAGCGGUGCUCAGUUCAACGGCGUCAGCUGAGCGCGCGCGCCGCCAUCUUUGUUGCACAGAAUAAAAAUUACAAAAUAAAAAUGACACAACAAGGACCGGCUUUCGACGUGAAUGCUAUGACUUUGACCAGAUGGGUCUUGGCACAGCAAAGAACAGCUCCUGAAGCCACCGGCGAUUUGACUUAUCUUCUGAAUUCAAUACAAACGGCAGUGAAGGCCAUACAGUCCGCUGUGAGGAAAGCUGGAAUUGCCAAACUGCAUGGAAUCUCAGGCGACACUAAUGUCCAAGGCGAGCAAGUGAAGAAACUUGAUGUAUUAUCAAAUGACCUGUUUAUCAAUGUUCUUAAAUCAUCGUUCACAACAUGUCUACUGGUAUCAGAAGAAAACUCUUCAGUUAUACAGGUGGAAAGCGAGAAACGCGGCAAAUACGUGGUGUGCUUCGACCCUCUUGACGGUUCUUCCAACAUAGAUUGCCUUGUCUCUGUCGGAUCCAUCUUCUGUAUUUAUAAAAAGACAUCCCCAGGCGAGCCUACAGAGUCAGACGCACUCCGUCCUGGGCGCGAGCUGGUGGCGGCUGGGUACGCGCUGUACGGUUCUGCCACCAUGAUGGUGCUCUCCCUGGGCCGGGGGAAGGGAGUCAAUGGCUUCAUGUACGACCCCUCCAUUGGGGAGUUCAUACUUACAGACCCUAACAUGAGAAUACCCGAAAAGGGGAAUAUAUAUUCUAUUAAUGAAGGUUACGCAGCGGAAUGGGAGGAAGGUCUGAAGAGUUACAUAGAGUCGAAGAAGCGUCCGGCGAGCGGCAAAGCGUACGGCGCGAGAUAUGUCGGCUCCAUGGUGGCUGACGUGCACCGCACCAUCAAGUAUGGCGGCAUCUUCAUCUACCCCGCCACCAAGUCCGCGCCCAAUGGAAAACUGCGUCUCCUAUACGAGUGCAAUCCAAUGUCGUUCAUAGUGACGGAGGCUGGAGGUUUGGCUACAAACGGCCACAUCCCCAUACUGGAGCUGCAGCCCACAGCCAUACACCAGCGCGCACCAUGCUACCUCGGCUCUAAACAUGAUGUACAAGAACUUAUGAACCAUUUGAAGGCUUAAAAUUUACAUAUAAAUAUCCAUUGUUCGAGGCAAUCGUAUAAUUGUCAUUAUUACCAGAGACUAGUUUAUAUGUCUACAAAUAUUAUAGGUGAAUUUCUUUGGUGAUAUAUUUUCCUAAUAAAGUCUGAUAUUUUAACAAUA
Molecule: messenger RNA, 1243 nt
Organism: Papilio xuthus (Asian swallowtail)
Lineage: Eukaryota; Metazoa; Arthropoda; Insecta; Lepidoptera; Papilionidae
Gene: fbp
Product: fructose-1,6-bisphosphatase
Exons: 6
Coding region: 89-1102 (337 amino acids)
Biological process (GO): fructose 6-phosphate metabolic process; fructose metabolic process; fructose 1,6-bisphosphate metabolic process
Cellular component (GO): cytoplasm; cytosol
Molecular function (GO): fructose 1,6-bisphosphate 1-phosphatase activity
Source: RefSeq, a predicted model, not a curated record